This is a messenger RNA of Cavia porcellus (domestic guinea pig), 2649 nucleotides long. It is a transcript of the gene Nr1i3, whose product is annotated as nuclear receptor subfamily 1 group I member 3. The record is from RefSeq and is a predicted model, not a curated record. The coding region runs from base 67 to 1380 and encodes 437 amino acids. Gene Ontology annotation, molecular function: nuclear receptor activity; RNA polymerase II cis-regulatory region sequence-specific DNA binding; zinc ion binding. Gene Ontology annotation, biological process: positive regulation of transcription by RNA polymerase II; negative regulation of transcription by RNA polymerase II; cell differentiation. The transcript has 10 exons. Lineage: Eukaryota; Metazoa; Chordata; Mammalia; Rodentia; Caviidae.
AGAGCGGGAAGGAGGGGGACCCUGUCGUCGGGGGAUGAGAGGACAGAAAAUGAAGUAGGGAGAGCGAUGAAGAGGGGCCAAGAAGUGGUACGCGAGAAAGGCAAGGAGCGAGAGGGAAGGAAAGAGCGUAUGAGUUUGAGAAAGAAGAAAAACUGGACGUGGAGAGCCACCGAAGGCCACAAUCUCCAACUGUGUACUGCUCUGGAGACCAUGGAAAGCUGGGUCAGUGUGGGAGCUUGGGAAAGGCAUCCCACAGCAGAGUCUGUGGCCUGCAUGCUGUACAUUGCUAACAAGGAACAGGAGUCUGUGAUGGCUACCCCAACACCUGAAUCCAUGUGCAGUGGGGAAGAUGAGCCCAGAAACUGUGUGGUAUGUGGGGACCGAGCUACAGGUUAUCAUUUCCAUGCCCUGACCUGUGAGGGCUGCAAGGGCUUCUUCAGACGAGCAGUCAGCAAAAGCACUGGUCCCACCUGUCCCUUUGCUGGAAGUUGUGAAAUCAGCAAGGCCCAGAGGCGGCACUGCCCUGCCUGCAGGUUGCAGAAGUGUCUAGACGCUGGCAUGAGGAAAGACAUGAUACUGUCAGCAGAAGCCCUGGCAUUGCGGCGAGCCAAGCAGGCCCAGCGGCGGGCCCAGCAAACAGCUCUGCAGCUGAGUAAGGAGCAAAAAGUGAUGGUCCAGAUCCUUCUGGAUGCCCAUACUCGCCAUGUGAGGACCAUGUUUGACCAGUUUGUUCAGUUCAGGCCUCCAGCUUACCUGUUCAUCCGACACCAGCGCCCACCCAUCAUGGUCCCUGAGCUGCCUCUGCUCAUGCACUUCGCAGAUAUCAACACCUUCAUGAUAGAGCAAAUUAUCAAGUUCACCAAGGAACUGCCCCUUUUCCGGUCCCUGCCCAUGGAGGACCAAAUCUCCCUUCUCAAGGGGGCAGCGAUAGAAAUGAUUCAGAUUGCACUGAAUACCACUUUCUGUCUCCAAACUCAAAACUUCCUCUGUGGGCCUCUUCACUACACUAUAGAAGAUGGAAUUCAUGUGGGAUUCCAGAGAGACUUUUUGGAGUUGCUCUUUCACUUCCAUGGGACACUGAGACGACUAAAGCUCCAGGAGCCCGAAUAUGUGCUCAUGGCUGCCAUGUCCCUCUUCUCUCCUGAUCGGCCUGGAGUUACCCAGAGGGAAGAGGUUGAUCAGCUACAGCAGUGCAUGGCACUGACUCUAGACAGUUACAUCAAAGGCCAGCAGCUGAGGUCUCGAAAUCGGUUUCUGUAUGCAAAACUGCUGGGCCUGUUGGUGGAGCUCCGGAGCAUUAACAGCAUAUACUGGCACCAAAUCCAGCUCAUCCAGGGACUGCCCGCCAUGAUGCCCCUGCUCCAGGAACUCUGCAGCUGAGGCCGGGCUCAUCACCUCCCCAGCCCUCCUGGGCCAUGCUGGACGGGAAAGGGAAAUUGUUGGGACAACAUAUUGGGAACAGGAGGAAGGGAGCUCAGUGAUUACAGUGAAACACAAAAGUAAUAACUGCCUCUUCAUGCGGUUGUGGGGGUCAAGUUGUUCUCUGGAAGCACAGAAUGUGAAGAAGGAAGCACCCUCAGGGAAAAGAGGUAAUGCUCCUUCUGGGAAUGGGAGACCCCCACUUUCUGAGGCUAAAGAUUUAGCCUCUCAGCCCUACUUUCUCAGCCUCAGGAGGCUGUGGGAUAGGACAACAGAAUGGCGAGCAAGUCUCAUGCAGACUUUUCCGCUCUGAAGAGGAAUGGGCCAGGUGCUUUAGUCCAAAGGAAAACGAGGACGAGAGGAAGAAAAUUCAGCCAGACACACCUCUUAAUCUUCUCCCUUUGUCCAGAGCCACAAGCCUGGGGAAGGGGAGAGUGGGUCUGGUGGCAGAAGUAGGAGCCUCAAACCACCGCCUCAUCAGCUGACCCUGUGGCAACUCCAGUUCUGAGGAGGGCAUGGUCCUGUCCCCCACUCUGCUCCUGAGACCUAAGGGUCACCUAGCAAGAUGGGCUCUGGAGAGGAACCUAGUGUUUGGCCCCAUGGCACCUGACUCAGAGGUUCAAGCUGCUGUGGGCCCAGCUCUGGGACAACCUCAGCCCACAGUGAUGCUGAAGCCACAGUGGAACCUGUUGCGCCAGUGGUUGAGGAAAGCUCCAAGAGCUAGGGUGACGGGCAGGGGAGGCAUCUUCUUCUCCAGCACAGCACCUACACACCAGUUACUAUCCACCAAGCCUGCAAGGGAAAUGAGUAUCAGCAAGGUUAUUUAACCGGCCUUGGAGAAAGGAGACUGCGGAAGUAAGGGAGGGCCUCCCUCCCUCUGUAUCCCCUGAUCCCUCAGCACUUCCAAAUGUCAUCACAGUGACACUCACCUCUAAACACCAUGUUGGCCUGGGGCAGAGUCAGGUGGUAACCAAAGGAGAAGGUUGUGUCCUGUAGCCUUGUGUUUGCCUCAAAUUCCACUCCAACCUGAACCUGAGAAACAUAGGCAAGGAGAGGGGGAUCCAUGUCACUGAAGACCAGAGGGUCCUCAUAGGGGACCAGCAGAAUGAAGGCAAUGUGACAGUGUGAGUCAUACCCAGUGUGAGGAGGAAAAACACUAGGCCAGAGAUGAUCAAAUCAUGUUAUACACAUGUACAAAUAUGCAAAAAUGAAACUUACUAUUCUGUGUGA